UUAUGUAUUAAAACUGCACAUUACACAAAAUUAAUAAAAAUGCACUAUUAUCAUUCUUUAUUUGUAAUUAAUAGCAUUCUUAUUUUAGCAGUAGGUAUACAAUCUCAAAAUUCAAAAGGCCCUGGAACAUCGUCAUGUAUUUUUAUAGGGUCACGGACUGUUGAAUGUGGUCUCUCGGAAGUCCUAAUUACAGACACACCCGAAAAGUGCACGACUGUAAUUUAUUUUGCAGUUUAUAUGGAUUUAAAAUACAAUGCUACUAAUAUCAAUUCAAACAGCGAUUUUACACUUCUAGACAAUAUGCUGAAAAGUGGUAAACGUGUAAUGAUAUACUACGUACAUGAGACCCAUGAAGAAUGGACUGUAGCGCUAAAUUGUGAAUCGUCUAAUGGAGGAAACAACUCGUUUGAUGAAAUAAAAGCAUUAAAGGGUUUUUUGGAUGAACAUUCAGGGAUUGUUGGUGUUAUACUUUCAGGUUUUCAGUAUGGCUGUGAUUCCGAAAAAAUUUCGACAUUUUCGGAAAAUUCUAAAAAAUAUCUCGAGUUGAUAAAAAAUGCUCUUCCAGAAUUGAUUAUUGGACUCGAUUUACGUGGACGAUUUUUAAUAGAUCAGUAUAUCGACCCAAAGAUUGAAAAAUUGAAUAUCAGCUUUAUAAACUCAGCUAUGGAUUUUUACGUUAUUUCUCUAGAAUUCUUUAACGACUGCACUGCUAACUUAAGAAAUAUCGGAUCUUAUCCGAUUAAUGAUCCAAAUACAAAGUACACAUUGGAUAAAUUAAAUGAUGUCUUACAGGAAGCCGGUUUUCCAAAAGAAAAGAUAUAUUUUAAAUUUGGAACAAGUCCAACAUCAAUUGAUCAAUCACUAACUAAUUGUGAUGUGAAUAAUGAAAAAAUGUGUGUACAGCCACAAAUAGCAUGUGAUUGGUGUUCAGAUACUCAAUUGUCAUAUAACGAAAAAGGUAAAUUUUCGGCAAAUAAUGGAGCUGGAUUUAUGGUUCGUUAUAUUGAUUUUGACGAUCCUGAUAAUUGUUGUCAAUGUGCAACCCCUUAUCCAGCGUUCAACGCUAUUCUAGAUGGUUUUAAUAAAGUUGAAACAAAAUCUUGUAAUUUAUUCAAUAGACUUUAAAAAGUAGUACCUAAGUCAAAUAAUUACAAUGAAUAUACGUUAUUAUAUAACAA
Molecule: messenger RNA, 1178 nt
Organism: Rhopalosiphum padi (bird cherry-oat aphid)
Lineage: Eukaryota; Metazoa; Arthropoda; Insecta; Hemiptera; Aphididae
Exons: 8
Coding region: 40-1125 (361 amino acids)
Source: RefSeq, a predicted model, not a curated record